AUGUUUGUUGCUACGGCUCUUGCUCUUCUACCGCUCGUCUCGGCGUAUUCCAAGACGUUUGUUGUGCCCCAUACUCCCGGAAAAGACGACUCUCCAGCAGUGGUUGCUGCCAUUGCCAACUACAGCUCUAACUCACUGAUUCUUUUCAAGAAGGGUGUUACAUACAACCUCUGGACGCCCAUUAAUUUCGGCACCUUGAAUAACUGCGAGGUUGCAUUUGAGGGGAAUGCCACUUACCCUACGGAUAUCGCAACUGUUCAGGCAGAGGUGGCCAAGCCAACAUUCCCUGGGCACUGGAUCAAAAUCGCUGGCACUAAUGUGACCCUGCGUGGGACUACUGACCCCAAGUGGGGGUGGAUCGACUCGCACGGCCAGCAAUGGUGGGAUGCUGUCCAGCAGACCAACCGACCUCAUGGGAUCAGUUUCGUCGUUACCAACGGCGUAGUAAAGGACAUGAAGCUGUGGCAGCCUAUCGCUUGGAAUUUCCUUUUCAACGGUGGUAAGAACAUUCACGCAUUCAGCAACCGCAUUCAUGCGGUUUCUACCACCAAGGCUUUCCCCUUCAACACCGAUGGCUUCGCUGCGGGUGGUACCAACUUGCUGAUUGAGAAUAAUCACAUUGUCAACGGUGAUGAUUGCAUUACUGUGGGUAGCGGUGCCAACGGUGUCCAUUUCCGCAAUAACUACUGUGAAGGUGGCCACGGUUUGUCCAUUGGCUCUCUCGGAAAAGGUGGGGCCGUUGCGUCUGUUCAGAACAUUCUGUUCGAGAAUGUUGUCAUGAAGAAUCACUUGUAUGGUGCCCGCUUCAAGAGCUGGACCGGCGGAAACGGCAUCGCCAAGAACAUUACUUGGCGCAACAUUGUUCUGGAAAAUGUUCCCUUCCCUAUCUAUGUCACCCAGAACUACUGGGAUCAGAACUUGGGACCCAAGCCUACGACCGAUAGCCCUAACAACACUCACAUCGAGGAUAUGCUCUUCGACAACUUCAGCGGUACCCAGCUUGACACCCCCUAUGUCGAGGGCUCCUGCGUGAGCGACCCAUGCUGGUACUCGGUCGCCAAUGCAACUGGCAAGGAGAUCGUCAUCUUCGACCUCUAUCAUGGCACAACCCGCAACAUUGUCGCAAAGCGUAUUUCUGGCCUCAGGACUAUCAACCGCGCGAAGCCAGCCGUUAUGUGCGACCCCGCUGCGAUUGACAAUGAUGUUGGAUUUGUCUGCCAGAAUGGCCCUUAUAUAGCCACCCGAGUUGGUUAUACCCGAUAA
Rhizoctonia solani is the source of this 1263-nucleotide messenger RNA. RefSeq names its product polygalacturonase. Gene Ontology annotation, molecular function: polygalacturonase activity. The record is from RefSeq and is a predicted model, not a curated record. The transcript has 7 exons. Gene Ontology annotation, biological process: carbohydrate metabolic process. Lineage: Eukaryota; Fungi; Basidiomycota; Agaricomycetes; Cantharellales; Ceratobasidiaceae. Bases 1 to 1263 code for a protein of 420 amino acids.